Messenger RNA from Carica papaya (papaya), 852 nucleotides. RefSeq lists its product as uncharacterized. NCBI's taxonomy places the organism in Eukaryota, Viridiplantae, Streptophyta, Magnoliopsida, Brassicales, Caricaceae. The record is from RefSeq and is a predicted model, not a curated record.
AUGGGAACCUACAAAGUAUACGGUCUCAUUUUCUCUGUAUUUUUAUGUUUAACUUUGAGUUAUAGCAAACGAGUUCUCCUCACUUAUGAAGGAGCUGGCUAUGGAGUUGGACAUGGCGGUGGUGCAGGAGAAGGAUACGGUGCUGGUGCUGGUGGUAUUGGAGGUUAUGGUGGCGGAGGAGGCAAAGGUGGAGGUGGUGGUGGUGGAUAUGCAGGUGUAGGAGACCAUGGUGCUGGUGGUUAUGGAGGUGGUGCUGGUGGUGGAGAAGGUGGUGGCGCUGGAUAUGGAGGUGUAGCUGGACAUGGUGGUGGUGGUGGAGGUGGUAAAGGAGGUGGUGGUGGAGGUGGAAUUGGAGGUGGGGAUGUCGGAUAUGGGGCAGGUGGAGGUGCCGGUUCAGGAUAUGGUGGUGGUGGUGGUGGAGAACAUAGUGGUGGUGGUGGUGGGGGAAGUGGAGGAGGUGCUGGUGGUGGUUAUGCUGGUGGAGCUGGCGGUGGCCAUGCCGGUGGUUAUGGUGCGGGGCAAGGAGGUGGUUCCGGAGGUGGAUAUGGUGGCGGUGGCAUUGGACAUGGAGGAGGUGGAGGAGGAGGAAGUGGUGGUGGUGGAGGUGGGGGAGCAGGGUAUGGACCUGGAGCAGGACAUGGAGGUGGAUAUGGUAGUGGUGGAGGAUAUGGUGAAGGUGCUGGUGCUGGUGCUGGUGGAGGUCCUUAUGGUGGUGGUGGAGGCCCCUAUGGUGGUGGUGGGGGCGGUGGAUCUGGUGGUGGAGGCGGUGGCGGAUAUGGACAUGAAGUUGGAUAUGGUAGUGGUGGCGGCGGUGGUGCAGGAGGUGGUUAUGGUGGUGGUUACGCCCCUUAG